AUGGCAUCGCCAGUUCUACGUCGGACGCGCUUUGUCUGCGUGUCCGACACGCACAAUACAACGCCGAAGUUACCCCCCGGUGACGUCCUAGUCCACGCCGGUGAUCUCACCAACCAAGGGAGCUACUCCGAGUUGUCACGAGCGGUGCAGUGGCUUGAGAAGGCGCCGUUCGAGGUCAAGAUUGUGAUUGCUGGGAACCAUGACAUUACGCUAGACAAGAACUUUCUCGCGGAACAUGGCGCCCAGUUCCACAACCAGAACCCUCAAUCUUACGAGGACUGCCUCUCCCUGCUCGCAGACUCCCCAACCAUAACAUACCUGGAUCACUCUUCCACAACCGUUCGUCUGCGGACAGGGGCAAAAACAACAUUCUCCAUGUUCGGAUCACCUUAUUCGCCUAAACAUGGUCUUUGGGCAUUUGGUUACGACACGCUGGUAUCGCCCACGGCGAAUAACGACCUCCCAAGGCUCUGGGACGACAUUCCGCUCGACACUGACAUCGCUGUGAGGCUCUACGCCAAGCUCUCUGGAGAAUCCGUCCACUUCUAG
Molecule: messenger RNA, 549 nt
Organism: Emericellopsis cladophorae
Lineage: Eukaryota; Fungi; Ascomycota; Sordariomycetes; Hypocreales; Bionectriaceae
Product: calcineurin-like phosphoesterase
Exons: 4
Coding region: 1-549 (182 amino acids)
Molecular function (GO): hydrolase activity
Source: RefSeq, a predicted model, not a curated record